AUGCUGUCCGAUGCUAGCGACUCCUUGUCUAUCUUGCGUACGAUGUAUGGUGCCACACUGGUGGGGACUCUUGUAGGCGUCUUCCUGUCGGGCAUUGUCUCUGCACAAGUCUACAUGUACACCCGUGUAUACUCGAACGACCGUAUCGGGGUGAAGUGCAUGGUCGCCCUAGUCUGGGUUAUGGAUUUGUUACACACCUGCCUGAUCUGCGUGGCGAGCUGGAUGGAUCUGGUCGAACGCUUCGGCGAUUGGGAUCUGGAUCGAAUUACCUGGAGUGUUGGGGCUUCAGUCGCCCUAACUGCCCUUGUGACUUUUCUUGUUCACUGUUUCCUCAUCUACCGAAUUUAUAUGAUAAGCAAUGGUAACUUGUAUUUGACUGCUCCCUUGGCAGUACUGGCUUUUUUUCGCUUGGUGGCAGCCACGAUAUCUACAUCAGAAAUGAUACGACUGUCAAGUUAUCAGGGGUUUGUACACCAGUAUGGCUACGUCUUCACCAUGGGCCUGGGCUCUGCGGUCGCCUUGGACAUAGUGAUUACUGCGGCGAUGUGCUUCUACCUUCGACGCAGCAAGUCUCGGUUCUCGACGAUGAACGACGUCAUCGAUACAUUGAUGCUAUAUACGGUAGAGACUGGGAUGAUCACUUGCGUCACCACGAUCGCGUCCUUGGCAUGUUGGGUCACUAUGCGCAAGAACUUGAUAUUUCUCGGUCUUCACUUCACCAUCAGCAAGUUGUAUGCCAAUUCGUUCCUCGCUAUCUUGAAUUCCCGUGUCACGCUCGGAGCAGGGCGCUGCACAUCCGGCGCUGCCGAUAAGCGUCUCCCGAUCAUGCUCAGCGAUCUCAGCAAGGCGUCAUCCUCUACAAAGUGGCAGAGGACCGGCUCCUCAGCGAACAAAGCGCUUGAGAUCAACGUUGAGACGACGGUUGACAUAUCCCCGGACGAAACACGCUCUCCCCGGGUCCGUCGUGAAGCCUGGGAUGAGGACAUCUGCCAUCUCGAGGAACUCAAAGACGUCAGUGUUACAUUCGGGCGCGCAAAUGCCAUCCCGUGAUCGAGCCGCGACACGCAGACAACCUCAGCUACUUCUACGGGCAACACCCAAGACCACCAAUAUUUAUUUAACUCUCCGGGAGCUGUAAACGAAAAUGCGCAGUCGCACGCGCAUCAGCGUAAGGGGAAACGAUAGCUAAUAGCCUUAUUAAAUAACAUUAUACACGGGUAUUGGGUAUCUUUUUGGCUGAUUCCAUCCGCAUGUCGUACUCUACUUCUUCCCCAAGGUAUCGAUCUCGUCCAGUGUGUGGCUCUCAUAGUCAGAAUCUAGUUGACUGAUAUGUGUCGGCACCCUCUCAACUAGCUCUUCGGUCCUCACGGUGACCGUAACC
Molecule: messenger RNA, 1381 nt
Organism: Phanerochaete carnosa HHB-10118-sp
Lineage: Eukaryota; Fungi; Basidiomycota; Agaricomycetes; Polyporales; Phanerochaetaceae
Exons: 20
Coding region: 1-1050 (349 amino acids)
Source: RefSeq, a predicted model, not a curated record